Messenger RNA from Medicago truncatula (barrel medic), 1374 nucleotides. RefSeq names its product pentatricopeptide repeat-containing protein At4g21065. The record is from RefSeq and is a predicted model, not a curated record. Lineage: Eukaryota; Viridiplantae; Streptophyta; Magnoliopsida; Fabales; Fabaceae. Gene Ontology annotation, molecular function: protein binding; RNA binding. The coding region runs from base 1 to 1374 and encodes 457 amino acids. The transcript has a single exon. Gene Ontology annotation, biological process: RNA modification.
AUGGAAGCAAUAACAAAGUUUUGUGAUGAAGCUAUUGUGCUAAGAACCCUAAACUUGAUUAAGAAAUCAACAAGAUUGUGUCAUUUUCUCCAACUCCACUCUCUGUUCCUCAAAUCCUCCCUUGAUCAUAACUCUAACAUCAUCUCCCAUUUCAUCUUACCAGCUUCCUCCAUUUCACUCUCUUACGCCAAUUCCUUCUUCCAUUCCUUACCCAUCACCCCUCCACUCUUCGCUUGGAACACCAUAAUCAGAGCUUUCUCUAACACCCCAACUCCAUUUCAUUCUCUUUACCUCUUUCGCCAACUUCAAAGUUCCCAUUUUUCACCAAACAAUUUUACGUACCCUUUUGUAAUCAAGGCGUGUGCUCGCUUUUCGUCGAUUUAUCAUGGUGGGAUGAUUCAUUCUUUGACGAUUAAGACGGGUUUUUGUUCCGAUUGUUAUAUUGGUAAUGCCCUUUUGAGGUUUUAUGCUGAUUGUGGGGAAAUUGGGUUUGCACGUAUGGUGUUUGAUGAAAUGUUUGAUAGGGAUGUUGUUUCUUGGAGCUCGAUGAUUGGUGCGUAUGUUUGUUCCAAGACUCCUUUAGAGGCGUUUAAUGUGUUUCAAGAGAUGAGGGUGGCUGAUGAAAAGCCGAAUUAUGUGACGUUGGUUAGUUUGCUUUCGGCUUGUACUAAAACGAUCAAUUUGUGUGCUGGUGUGUCCGUUCAUUCAUAUAUUAUAAGGAAUCAUAUUGAAAUGGGUGUUGAGUUGGGGACUGCUUUGUUUGAGAUGUAUGCAAAAUGUGGGCAGAUUGAUAAAGCACUUUUGGUUUUUGAUUUGAUGCCUGAAAAGAAUUUGCAGUCGUGCACUAUCAUGAUAUCUGCUCUUGCAAAUCAUAGCCGUGAAAACGAUGCUAUUUCUCUGUUCAACCGAAUGGAGGAUAUGGGUUUGAAACCUGAUAGUUUGUCGUUUUCGGCGAUUCUAUCUGCCUGCAGCCAUAUGGGACUUGUUUAUGAGGGGAAAAUGUAUUUUGAUAAGAUGGUGAGAUUGUACAACAUAAAGCCAACUGUUGAGCAUUAUGGAUGCAUGGUUGACUUGUUAGGAAGAGCUGGCUUGCUUCAAGAAGCUUAUGAUAUCAUAAAGAAUAUGCCGGUAGAGCCUAAUGCUGUCAUAGUGAGGAGUUUUCUGGGUGCUUGUAGGAAUCAUGGGUGGGUUCCUAAUUUGGAUGAUGAUCUAAUGUCUAAACUGGAGUCUGAAUUGGGGGCAAACUAUGUGCUAGCUGCAAAUCUUUUUUCGGACCGUUCUUCUUGGAAGGAUGCUAAUGAGUUGAGGUUGGUGAUGAAGCGGAAAGGGUUGAAGAAAGUUCCUGGUUGUAGUUGGUUGGAGGUGCAAAAUUGA